GUACAAGUUUACAGCCUACCAUGAUUUACAUAAAAUUUAGUUUUCUUUCUUAAAGUAGUCGCAUUAGGUCACAAUGAAUAUUUUACACUGUGCAGUAUUUGUUACACUAGUUUUUGCAUGUGCAAAUUUUCCUGUGACUUACGGAAAGCUGGUAUCGAUCCAAGAGGAUGUUCUUCGUGCAUUGUUGGUGAUGCAUAGGUCAUGUGACACUGGAGCCAGUAGUUCUCAUUAUGCAUUUUAUGCGUAUUUGUCACAUGACUUACCAGAGCCUGGAGGGAAUCGUCAUUUUAUUUACGACACUGUCAAGACAAAUAUUGGAAAUGCAUAUAACAACAUCACUGGGACAUUUACAGUCCCUCGUAAUGGAAUCUACUCUUUUACCUGGUCCACCCGAGUCGAGUGUUCCAAGGCACAUACAACAGAGCUUGUUCUCAAUACGAGAGUUCUUGGGAGUACUUACAUCUGGUGUGGCUAUAAUACAGUGACUGGUCAUGUCGUCACUUAUGCUUCACAAGGCGAGGCUGUGUUUGUGCGAACCCACUCUUCGCCAGGUAAAGGGGCGAUAAAGAGUAAUAACUCAGGCCGGUCUGCAUUUUCCGGAUUUUUGAUUGCGUAAUUUUUUACCCUAAAUUUCGCCGAUUAGCGGAAUAUUUUUUUCCUACAUAUUAUAUAUUAAUUAUACGCAUUUUUUUUUUAUGACUUCUCAAAUGUGUAUUUGUUUUAGUCAUUAUAAAAUAAUAGUCUUUCACGCACUUACCCUCGAAGUAUGGACCCCCUUUUAGAUAGAUUAACGUCAUGUCGUGUUAUUCAGUUGACAACUCGCGAUUAUUUCAAAUAAACGAAUGCAUGCGUU
Molecule: messenger RNA, 853 nt
Organism: Mytilus trossulus (common blue mussel)
Lineage: Eukaryota; Metazoa; Mollusca; Bivalvia; Mytilida; Mytilidae
Product: complement C1q tumor necrosis factor-related protein 3-like
Exons: 3
Coding region: 74-616 (180 amino acids)
Molecular function (GO): protein binding
Source: RefSeq, a predicted model, not a curated record